AUGCUUCGGGCCUUGGCUGCUGCCCUAUCCGGAGACAAGAAGAGUUUGCCUCAGUGGAACGGCAACGUUGAGAGCCUGAGGCCAUGGUUGAGGAGCUUGUCAUUGUGGGAGUUGGACAACCACCUGCCGAAGCAACGUUGGGGUUUGAAACUACUUCAAUCCUUUCCUGAAGGGAGUGUGCCUCGCAAGGUGGCAGAAGCUCUCGACUUGACUGUGCUGUCUUCAGACCACGGAUACAGUGCAAUCUUGUCUGCAAUAUUGACCAAGUACGGUCCCUACUUGGAGGCCGCUGGACCCGCUGCUGUGGAGAACUUUUUCUACGGUAGCGAAAGAAACAGAUCUGAAAGUUUGGCCACCUACAUUGCAGCCAAGGAGAUUGCCCUCGCUGAGCUGGAGAGUCAAGUUGGUGAGAAGGUACCUCCAAGGAUUGCUGGAAGAAUACUCCUACGUCACGCCAAUUUGAGCGAGACCCAGAAGGAAGCUCUGGCAAUCAAAUACAAUUCACUUCUGCCGUUUGAACAAAUGGCCGCUGCCCUACGACCUUUGGAUCGGCCGGAGGCCUUAGUGCAUCGGGUGGCCAAGACCUUUUUGGCCGCCGGUUCAAAAGAUGACGAAGAGGCUGCCGAAGAAGUCGACUAUGAGGAUGAAGAGUUGGUCCCAGAUGAAGACUGGGAAGAAGGCCCAGAAAGUGAUGGAGAAGGUGGAAUGAACUAUUUGCUGUUCGACACCCACCAAGAGUACACAGAAGAAGAGGCCAACUACAUUUGGGCUUACAAUAGUGCCUACAAGGACAUCCGGAAGGAGUUGCAAGCCAGGAGAAAAGGUCGACAGUUCUACAAACCCAAAGGCCGCUCUGUAGCCAAGGGCUCUGGCAAGAAGGGCAAGCACAAAAGUCGCAAAGGGAAACCUUCAGCUGGAAACCGUGGCACUCCAGAAGACUUGAUGGCUCGAACAAAAUGCUUCUCUUGUGGUGAGCUGGGACACAUGAGCAAGGAGUGUCCUCAGAAGAACCGGACUUCAUUCUUCGUGUGUCGUGGAACACAGUUGGAACAGUCACGGACAUAUGUAGUUGGAGUUGAGUCACCGAUCCCAAGUGCACAUGUGGUCGAAAAUGCUGACGAUGCUGCCCAGAUUGCCCAGCAUAACCGGCACCUUGACGUGCCAAAACCAGGUGUAUCAGAUACACCUGGUUUAUCAUCUGGUGUCGGGCCUUCCCAAGCUGGACAAAAUGCUGACGAUGCUGCCCAGAUUGCCCAGUAUAACCGGCACCUUGACGUGCUAAAACCAGGUGUAUCAGAUACACCUGGUUUAUCAUCUGGUGUCGGGCCUUCCAAAGCUGGACCGGGUACAUUGAGCAUUGAGCAGUCGUGCCUUGAGCAGUCGUGCAUUGAGCAGUCGUGCAUUGAGCAGUCGUGCAUUGAGCAAUCGUGCAUUGACAAGUCAUGCGUUGAGCAGUCGAACAUUGUACAACAGUCGAGCAUUGAGCAACAUAGCAUUGUGCAACCGUCGAGCAUUGAGCAACGGAACAUUGAGCAACAGUGCAUUGGUCGAGCAGAAUGUUGGACGGGUGCUGCACCCCCAGAGGUGAACUCUGUGCUGGUGAAUGUAUCCUCUGAGGUGCAAAAGUGUGUGCAAAUCUUUGCUGGAGUUAAGACUGAAGGAACAGAAGCCAUUGUGGACACCGCUGCUGAAGAAGGAGUCAUUGGUAGCAAUGCCAUGCGAAGACUUCGAGAAGCACUUUCACGCUUCAAGCUGCAGCCGGUGGAGGCAUCUGGCUCAACAGUUUCUUGUGCCGGCAUUGGUGGAAGCGCACGCAUUGUUGGGAUUUUUGAUAUCCCGAUUGGUGUGGCUCGCUGCAACUCACUUAUUCGAGUGACCGAAAUAGCUGAUGAAGGGAAUUUUGAGACCCCGUUCUUGCUGCCCAUUUCGUACAUUGAGUUGGUUGGUGGAGUUGUUGAUACAGGUCGAAACAUCUUCACCUUGAAGAAUGGCCGUAGGACCCCAAUGAGGCGCACACCUUCCGGCCAUCGAGCCAUCUCUGUUGUCGAAUUUUCUGGACAGUGGAAACUCCCUCCACAGCUGGCAGAUGAACUCGGUGCAAAGGAUCGCAACCCGUUUCACAUGGACAUUGCUGGAGAGCGAAAUCGUGUUCAGCAGCGCCCAGGGGUUGCAGUAUGGGUCAAAGAAGGUCAAGUGGUCACCUUUGUAGGCACAUUGCCAGGCCCUCGUGAUACAUUGGUACAUCCUUCAGAGUGUCUCUCCCCAGCCGAGUUGCCUCACAUUUCUGGCCGCAGAGUCACACAUGCUGUUUUUGAUGAUGACAUUGCCUCCAACAUCCAUGAUCUGUGGACCGGACAGCAACGCCAAUUUCCUUUUUGGUCCGGAGAUGUCGUUUUUGAGCGUUUUGAACGUUUUUCACCUCCUGUUGACGUUGCUGACACUCCACACCCACCUCUCGAACCUCAAGACGGUGUCCAAGUGCGACCGGCAUCUGGCGAGGCCACUGCAACCGCCAGCCACCGCACUGCACCAGAGGUGGGAGACUUGGAGAAGGAGCUGUGUUUUCAGAGUUUGCAAGGUGACGGUGCAUUGUCUAGCUCACAGAGGAAGUCAAAGUGUGAAUAUUUUGAUUUGUCCCAUCCUCUCAGUGCUCCAAAUAGCUCCAGUCGCCUGCAGAUUUGUGUGAGUGCUCAAGCUCGAGACGAUCAGGAAGAUCAAGACGAACCCAAUCCGCAUCGGAAGAUGGGAUCCAAGCGCCUGAUGGAAGCUUGGCGCAGGAUGGGAUUGAUGAUUUUGAAUCUCAUCGUGACCUCCACCCAAAGGUCAGCCAUGGAGUACCUCAUGCAGCGCAACACCAUUCAGCCCAAGUCAGUCGAGGCUGUGAAGGAGAAGCCCAAGAGCUCCAAGAAGAUCGGCGAUGGAAAGAUUCGCCGUGGCAUCGGGCAGGAGUUGAAACGGUCAAGCGCCUGCAAGACCUGGCGUUUCGAGCCCCAAGAUUGUGCCCACGAAGAAGAUCAGCUCAGGCAGCGAGCAGGCCGUGGUCAGCAUUGGUGGACCUGCCUGGCAUGUGGGUCACGAUGGGAGCGCUUGGAAUGGGCCGAAGACAAGGCUUUCAACACGGGAGCCCAAUCAUCCACGGAUCCACCACCGACAACUCUCGAAGUGUUCAAGCCCUCCAAGGUGGCUUACCCGAAGACGCUCCCGGCCCCCAGGCACUCCCAGGGCAUUCCAGCCCUCCAGCUGGAGGAGAUCAUCGAAUCGCCAGCCAAGCACUCCAGCCAGAAGCCAUCCAAGCAGAACCAAGGCCGCAUUCCAGCGGACUACCAGACAGCCGACGAGCGCUUGGACGGAAUGCUGAAGAGUCACAUGGGCCCAAAGGAAGCCAUGAAUGCAGCGCUCAUGAACCAGUGGCCGACUCCUCGUGGUGCAACACGCCGCACUCCCUCAAGCGGUGUUCGCGAGAUCCAAGAGAUGCAGAGGCCUCGAACACCAAGGAUCUCGGACAGGGUGGAAGUUCAUGCCAUCCAUUCGUCGGACGAGGAAGUGAAGUCGAGUGGGGUCAGCUCCUUUUCAGUGACCUCCCCAUGA
Messenger RNA from Durusdinium trenchii, 3588 nucleotides. NCBI's taxonomy places the organism in Eukaryota, Dinophyceae, Suessiales, Symbiodiniaceae. The record is from the annotation of a GenBank genome assembly.